AUGACUAAGUCAAACGUGUCUUCGCUUGUGUCCAUGGGGCUCCCUCGUGGAUUUGAAUGGAAGUUCGGCGAGUCAAGUAUCCUUGCGGGGAACGGGAAGCAGCUAUUGGGUGCUUAUGGCGGUUACUAUGAUCGAGAGAAUCUGUGGAGGAAAAAGCAUAGGAAACUGAGCAGCCACUCCUAUGCUGGCUUCCACGAAGGGAGAAGUAGUGCGGUAGGGCCAGGAGAAAUGAUCAAAUCUGAGCCGGCCGCGGCUAAGGAGGAGGAAGAUGGGCAGAAGCACAUGGUCAGAAUAGAAGGGGAGGAGUCUAUUGCUGGUGAGAAUGGUCAGCUGCAUGCGUCGAUGACAACGAGGAAAUUAGGUAGGCGGAAGGACGAUAACAGUACUGGGAAUGACAGAAGCGAUGGUGGGAGUGAAGUUUGCCGGUCGGACCCAGUGGUCGGGGCUAGGGAACUUCCCGAAGCCGCGGUUCAGUUGACUGCUGGGCUGCAGUCGCUUAUUGAGGUGUUGGAAGCUGAUACAGGCAAGAGCUCAACAAGGGGUCUGGACGAACAUAAAAUUGGCGCUAUCGCAGCACACAGGUACGAUGGUGGUAUGAGAGGAGUUAAGUGCUCGAUAUGCAUGGAUGAGUUGAGGGAAGGGGAUAUGGUCAAGUGCCUGCCAUGUGUUCAUAACUUCCACGCGAAAUGUAUAGACCACUGGCUGCGAGUGAACCAUCGCUGCCCUGUGUGCAAGUAUAAUAGUCGUACAGUAGCCAAAUUUGAGAGGAUUUUUUCUGCUAUAAAGUAA
Perkinsus marinus ATCC 50983 is the source of this 789-nucleotide messenger RNA. RefSeq names its product ubiquitin-protein ligase CIP8, putative. The coding region runs from base 1 to 789 and encodes 262 amino acids. NCBI's taxonomy places the organism in Eukaryota, Perkinsozoa, Perkinsida, Perkinsidae. The record is from RefSeq and is a predicted model, not a curated record. The transcript has 10 exons.